UAUGACAACAAAUAUUUAAGUGAUUUGUCGGUUUAGACCAUCCAUUGCUGGUUAAGUUGAAAGCUAGAUUUAUUUUGCUGAUGAUAAGAGUGUUCUAAUAGAAAAUCAAUAAUUUAACUUUGAUCAUAUCUUUCAUCCUGGAAGAUAAAUAGAAGUAUUUUAGGUAGCUGCAGAACCUGUAAUUAAAGGUGUGUUAGAGGGAUUUAACGGAACUGUUGUAGCUUAUGGAUAAACAGGAUCUGGAAAAACACAUACAAUGGAAGGCUCAAUUGGAGAAGAAUAAGGAAUCAUAAAAAGAAUGGUUAAUACAGUUUUUGAUUAUAUUGAAGCAAGUCCAGAUUAUAUUGAAUACAGAAUUAAAAUAUCUGUAGCUGAAUUAUAUAUGGAAAAAGUGAGAGAUUUAUAGAACAUCAAGAAGAGUGAUUUAAAAAUAAGAGAGGACAAGAAUCAUUCUACAUAUAUAGAUGGAGUAACUGAAACAUCUAUUGCUGAUUAAUCUGAAAUUUAUGAUAUUCUAAAGAUGUGUAAUUCUAAUAGGAUGAUUGCCAGUACAAAUAUGAAUGAAUAAUCAUCUCGUUCCCAUAUGAUAUUUUUAAUGACAGUUUAAUCAAUUGAUUUAAGAGAUUAAUCUGCUAAAACUGGUAAACUCUUUUUAGUUGAUUUGGCGGGAAGUGAGAAAGUAUCUAAAACAGGAGCUGAAGGAAAAAUCUUAGAUGAAGCUAAAGGUAUUAAUAAAUCAUUAUCUGCUUUGGGUUAAGUUAUUAAUGCAUUAACAGAUGGUAGUUAACAUGUACCAUAUAGAGAUUCUAAAUUAACAAGAAUAUUAUAAUGUUCUUUUGGUGGUAAUAGUAGAACAACAUUAAUUAUUACUUGUUCUCCUGCUUAAUUUAAUUUAUAAGAAACUCUAUCUACUUUAAGAUUUGGUGUUCGUGCUAAAGCUAUUAAGAAUAAACCAAAAAUUAAUAAGGAACAUACAGUUGAAGAGCUUAAAAUUAUAGUUUAAGAGAAAGAGAAAGAAAUCUUAUUAUUAUAAGAAUAAUUAUCUUAAUAUAAAAUGGGAAUGGUAAUUAGUGAAGAAGAUAAGGAGAUGAUUAAGGAAAUUUAAGAAGAUAUUCUACUUGAAUAACCAAAUAGUAAUGAAUAAUUAUUCAAUAUGUAAUAAAUAAUUACAAAAUAUGAAUAAGAAAUAGAAAUUUAUAAAUAGUAGGAGUUUACAUUUUAAUAAAGAGAAUUAGAAUUUAUAAAUAAGAUAAGAUAAAAAGAAGAUGAAAUGCAAGAAAGUUUAAAUAUUAUCCUAAUAUAUUAUUUUAGAAAUGUAAGAUUUUGAAACUCAGUAUGCUAAACAGGAAAGUGAAUUUAAAAUAAAAUAAACUCAUUUGUAUAGACUUUUAUCUUAAAAAUUGGGUUAGAUAGGAGAUGAUUCUUAUAUUGAUGAUGAAUAAAUAUCAAUUUUAAUAGAGAAUUAUGCUAAAGAAAAGGUUACUUCUAAAUUAAAAUAAAUUACAUAUUUAUAUAAGAAACAUCAUAAGGAUAAUUUAAAUGAUUAAAUGUUAAUGUAUUUAACAGAAGAUAAGAAAGAAUUUAAUAUUCAUAGUAAUAAAAUUAAUAAUAAAAAUAUUAGAUGAUUAAUUAGCUGAAUUACAUAGAUAAGUUGCAUUAUUAAAAAAAUAGAAUCUUGAAUUACAAACAGAUUCUAGUACUUAAUCUUAAUUGUUAGAAACAUUAGAAAAAACAUAAUAAUUAUUAGAUUCUGAAAAAGUAAGAUGUUAAAGAUUAGAAUAUACAUUAAAUAAAAGUAUUUAAUAUAUUUAAUUAAAGAUAAUAAAAUAUAUAAUGAAAAAUGUAAAGAGUUAAAUAAUAAUAUAGAAAAAAUGUUAUCUGGAGUUCAUUAAGUAAUUAAUGAAAAAUAAAAAUAUUAUAGAGAUUGUCAAAAAUUAAAAAAGAUAUGUGAUGAAAAGAAUUUAAAAAUACAAGUAUUAAUAUUAUAUAAAUAUUUUAUAUAGAAAUUAUUAGAUGAAAUUAAUAGACUUAGUGUAGAAAAUUAGAAAUUAUUCGUUAAAUAUGAUUAAUUAAAAGAAUUAUAAAAGUUAGAAAAAAGUUCAUAUCUUGAUACUUCAGAAGUGAACUCUUCAUUUCGAUAAAAUAAGAAAAUUCAUAAAUGUAUAAAAGGAGGCACUAAAAAUUAAAUUACAGAAUAAGUAAUAAAUAAGGAAAAUAUUUCUGAUGAAGAAUAAUGA
Paramecium pentaurelia is the source of this 2237-nucleotide messenger RNA. The record is from the annotation of a GenBank genome assembly. Lineage: Eukaryota; Ciliophora; Oligohymenophorea; Peniculida; Parameciidae.